CAGGUUCCGCUCUGCUGGACGCAUCGAAGUGCAACCGCUCUCCGUCCCUUUAAUCCCCGCUGACAUGAACAAAAACUUCACCAUGGAGAAGCUCCUGGAAAACCUCAACACCGUACUCCAGGCCAUCAACAAGACACUGAACAAUCAGCCGUGCCAGCCGGACGAGCACCACAACGUCACCGGCUUCAAAGUGGAAAAACCCAACAAGGACGACAACGCCUACAUCUUCAUUAUCUUCGUCAUGUUCCUCUUUGCCGUGACCGUGGGCAGUUUGAUACUCGGGUACACGAGGUCUAAGACCGUGGACAAACGCAGUGACCCCUACCACGUCUACAUCAAAAACAGUCGAGUUUCAGUUAUAUGAAGGGAGUUGGAAGGUUUGCAGAACGUCUUAGGAGCUCCUAUGAGGUCCUCAUUUGUGGUGUUUGGGUUGAUAUCACAAAGCCGCCAUGAGGAUCAAAGGCUCGGCCUGGU
Messenger RNA from Nanorana parkeri, 474 nucleotides. It is a transcript of the gene KCNE3, whose product is annotated as potassium voltage-gated channel subfamily E regulatory subunit 3. Gene Ontology annotation, cellular component: membrane. Bases 65 to 364 code for a protein of 99 amino acids. Gene Ontology annotation, biological process: membrane repolarization during action potential; negative regulation of delayed rectifier potassium channel activity; ventricular cardiac muscle cell action potential. Lineage: Eukaryota; Metazoa; Chordata; Amphibia; Anura; Dicroglossidae. The record is from RefSeq and is a predicted model, not a curated record. The transcript has a single exon. Gene Ontology annotation, molecular function: delayed rectifier potassium channel activity; voltage-gated potassium channel activity involved in ventricular cardiac muscle cell action potential repolarization; transmembrane transporter binding.